CCCUAGUCAGUUGUCUAGUUUUUAGAAUGAAGUAUCUUAUGUUCUUUUUAGAUUUAUGGCUUCUAAUAUUUAGGUACACUCAUCCGUAUCUGAAAUGAUGUAUCACUUUAAAUGUUUGAUGUCUAAACUUAUUUCAUAGACAAUGCCGGAUUUUUACACUAUGAUAUAACUCAUUAUGAACACUGAAAACAGUUAUGUUGCACUUAAUUUACAUGAUAUAAAAAAUGCUGAUUAUAGUUCAAGCAUGUUGAAAGAACUUCGUCAGAGCUUGAGUUCGUCUCAAGCGUACCGCAUUUCAAAUUCUACUAUACGUUUUCAAACUCAUUUUGUUAUUUUAGUUUCGUUGAUUGGUAUUCUAUUCUUAGUUAUUUUGUACAACAUGGCAUAUACACCAACACCAAAACUUGUCAGUUAUGGUCUCAAUCAUCCACAUGAUCAACUUAUGUACAAAUCAGUCACAUCAAAAUAUCCAUUGUCUCAACCUAUUUAUUUAAAGAAUUUGGGUGUAAAGUUUCGAAUUGCAAUUAUUAGUGAUUUAGAUAAAGCAUCUAAAAGUCUGACUGAAAAGAACAUUUGGUACAGUUAUUACAAAAAAGGAUAUCUUACUUGGUAUGCUAGCAAUAAUACUAUAGACAUAUUAUGGGACCAUGUAGGACCUAAAGUAUUAAAAUCCUCAAUAUCAAUGGGCGGUCGAGGAAUGGAACUUUCAGAACUUGUUACAUUUAAUGACAAAAUAUAUUCAUUUGAUGAUAGGACUGGUAUUGUUUAUAGUAUUGGCGAAGAUGAUACUGUUUUGCCGUGGAUUAUACUCAUGGAUGGAAAUGGAACUAGUUUUAAAGGAUAUAAAAGUGAAUGGGCAACUGUACAUAAUUCUGAUCUAUAUGUUGGAAGCAUGGGGAAAGAAUGGACCUCAUCAACAGGGGAAUAUGUUAAUAAUAAUCCUAUGUGGAUAAAAAUAAUAAAUAAGUUUGGUCAUAUUACUCAUGUUAAUUGGGUAAAUAAUUAUAUUGCAAUCCGUAAAGCAGCUAACAUAAAUUUCCCUGGAUAUAUGAUUCAUGAAUCAUGUGUAUGGAGUCAGGUACAUAAACGUUGGUUUUUUUUACCUCGGAGGAGUUCAUCAAAACAGUAUAAUGAAGACGCUGAUGAAUAUAUGGCAACAAACUUGUUAAUAUCAGCAAGUGAUAAUUUCAAAGAUAUUAAGGUUGUGCAUGUAGGUGAAAUUAUACCUACUCAUGGAUAUUCUAGUUUUAAAUUUCUGCCUGGCACAAAUGAUAGAAUAAUUGUAGCACUCAAGUCUGAAGAAGUUGGAUCAGAGACUGCUAGUUAUAUUACUGCAUUCAAUAUUGAUGGAACAAUUAUACUACCAGAAAUCAAAGUAGCUAAUCAUAAAUAUGAAGGAAUAGAAUUUGUAUGACCCAUAUCAAAAUCAUGUGAUUUUAAUUAUAUAAAUAACAUGUAUAUAAUGUUAACAUAUAGCAUUUUAUUUAUAAACA
Molecule: messenger RNA, 1493 nt
Organism: Sipha flava (yellow sugarcane aphid)
Lineage: Eukaryota; Metazoa; Arthropoda; Insecta; Hemiptera; Aphididae
Product: soluble calcium-activated nucleotidase 1-like
Exons: 4
Coding region: 176-1414 (412 amino acids)
Biological process (GO): proteoglycan biosynthetic process
Molecular function (GO): UDP phosphatase activity; calcium ion binding; GDP phosphatase activity
Source: RefSeq, a predicted model, not a curated record